CGGAGCCGCGGAGCCGGGACGGAGGUGGGAAGGCAGCAGGAGCUCACUAUGGCCCUGGCAGACAACACGGGCUGUGCCAAAGCCAGCGAGGACUUCACUUUCCCUGAGAUCAUUGAACUCAAUGUGGGUGGACAAGUCUACAUCACCCGCCACCCCACGCUGGUCAGCGUGCCUGGCUCACUCCUCUGGGAGAUGUUCACCCAGAAGAACAUCCGCUCCCUGGCCCGUGACAGCAAGGGACGCUUCUUCGUGGAUCGGGAUGGCUUCCUCUUCCGCUACAUCCUGGAUUACAUGAGGGACCAGCAGCUGGUCCUUCCCGAUCACUUCCCGGAGAGGAGCCGCCUGCAGCGCGAGGCCGAGUACUUCAUGCUGCCGGAGCUGGUGAAGAUGCUGGCCCCCAAGCUCAGCAAGCAGAACUCCCUGGGAGACGACCCGUGCCAAAGUGACCCCGAGGAGCUCUCCCCCAACGCGGAGGCCACCCGCAACCUGUCCUCUGCCGGUGCCCCCCUCCCCAGUGCUGGAGCUGGCGGCCCCGGGGGGGCUGCCACGGCAGGCGCUGCUGGCGCCGACGUCCGCAGGGCGGGUUUCAUCACCAUCGGCUACCGGGGCUCCUACACCCUGGGCAGGGACAGCCAGACAGACGCCAAGUUCCGCCGGGUGGCGCGGAUCAUGGUCUGUGGCAAGACCUCGCUGGCCAAGGAGGUCUUUGGUGAUACCUUGAAUGAGAGCAGGGACCCGGACAGACCCCCGGAGAGGUACACCUCCAGGUACUACCUCAAAUUCACCUUCCUGGAGCAAGCCUUUGAUAAACUGGCCGAUGCUGGCUUCCACAUGGUGGCUUGCAACUCCACGGGCACCUGUGCCUUCGCCCAUGACCAGACAGAUGACAGGAUCUGGACCUCUUACACCGAAUAUGUUUUCUAUCCUCGUUGGAGAUCUGUCAGGAAAAAAAAGGCCCUUUCCUGUGGAGUAGAGCGGCGCCUCGGGCUUCAGAGGGCUGGGACGCUGCAGGAGCAGCACCUGGGCUCUGCCACGGCUUCAUGGAGCAAAAGGGGGUCUUUGCCCAACGUGAAAGGCUUUGCCCUUUUGGUGGUCUCUUGCAAAGGUCUUUCCAACCACAGCUCUCCAGGGCCCGUGCUGGUCCUGGUCCUGCUGCUGCUUCACCGUGCCCGGGCAACGCGCAAUAAAGGAGCAAAGCUGUCUGGCCUCUGUCUGCGUCCCGAGGUGUGAGGGAGGUGGUGCUGGGUGCACCCAGAGGUGUUGCUCGAGCAGGUACGUGUGUGGGAGCAAUGUGCUUUAGUACAUGGAUUCCAACAAAGAGGAGAAGAAAGGCAGACGAGCCUCCUGGAGCCCUCCUGUGCCCAUCCUCCUUUGCCUUGAGCCCUCAGGCCGAUCCCCAGUUGUGACCCAGUGCAUCCCUGCGGGGAUGCUGGUGCCAGCCCAGCCCUGCCUGGUGCCUUCGUCCCCUUCACUCCAGCAAUGAAGCUCUUUUCACUCCAUGCAAGCUCUGGCAUGAGGGAUGAGCAGUUGGAGGUGGCCCUGCCACCCUGCUGUCCCCAGCUGCUGCCUGCCCCGUCACUGUUCUUCUGCCAGCUCUUGGCUCCCUUAUGCUCCCCUUAGACCCACCUUCCAGGCUGAGAGAGUAGAGAUUUCUCAGCCUGGAGAAGAGAGGGCUUCAAGGAGACCUUAGAGCACCUUCCAGUACCUGUCAGGAAUACAGGAAAGCUGGGAUGAGACUUUUUGAGAGGAAAAUGGAGUGAUAGGAUGAGGGGGGAACGGUUUCAAGCUGAGAUGAAGGGAGAUCUGGAUUGCAUAUGAGGAAGAAAUUCUGUGCUGUGAGGGGGGUGAGACCCUGGCCCAGGUUGCCCAGGGAAGCUGUGGCUGCCCCAUCCCUGGCAGUGUUGAAGGGCAGGUUGGAUGGGGCUGGGAGCAGCCUGGGCUGGUGGGAGGUGUCCCUGCCCGUGCAGGGGUGGGACUGGAUGGGCUUUAAGGUCCCUGGCACUCAGGGUGAGUAAAAACCCUGCAGUGAGGUGGCCCUGCUCUCCCGGAGAAGGGGAAGGCAAAAAGGGUAUUUUUCUGAGGGCCUGUUCCUCAUUGCAACAGUGUUUGUUGAAGAGGAAAUGACAACUGGCUUUAAAAAAAAAAAAAAAAAGAAAAAGGAAGUUGAGCUCUGGGUGGAGAGAGGCUGAAGGACAGAAUUAAAACCUCGUAAAUUAAAUUAAAACCUCUUCAAGGGGAAGGUGCUCCAUGUUUGCUUGUAUUAUUUAAAUUAUUCUGAGUGUUAUUAAUUAGAACUGAUGAGGAAAAGAAAUCGCUGCCUUGUGAGAAAUGCUGGUGUCUUGAAGCUUUCCCCUCUGGAACUGGACUGAGAAAUUGGUACCAAAGGAGGAAACGUUUUUCCAGAGGGAGAAACCAUCAUGGCAAAGUCAACUUUGAGGUGGUUUUGAUCUGCCAGGUUAUGUGAUCUGGGCACUUAAACCUGAUACUACCCUAAGUGAAAUCCAGUCAGAGCAGAAGAGGUUACUUCUGAGUCAUUUUCAAGUCUCCUGGUUUGCAUGCAAGCCAGUGCUUUGUGGGGAAAAAGGUUGUUGAGAUCCCUUUCAAAAUUUCAGUAUCUCAAAAAUACAACAAACUUGGGGGUGUUCCUUUUCUCUGCAUGUAUCUAGUAACAGAAAGAGCCUCCUUUUGCUGCUGCCCAUAGCUGGGAGGAGAACCUGGUCAAUUUGAUCCUUGACAGAGACCAUUCACAGGGCAAUGGUAGCAUGUAAAAAACAUCUGUUUGAGGUUUGCAACCUCUGAACCAUCAUGGCAAGUCAGGGGAUGGCUGAAGUUCUCUUGGUCUCCAGGGCUUCAAGGAGAAGGUACAGAAGGUGCUUUCCUGAUGUCACCUGUUUUGUAGGCUUUUCCUGGGAAUGUGCCUGGAUUCCAGAUUGUUUCCGGAUCUCAGGCUGCCUGGUGGACCACAGUGGUCUUGUCUCUGUGUUGGGCUGGCUCAAAGCACAUGGACCUUUGCCAUCCUUGAGCUUGUGAUCUCCCCUCAGCAUCUCCCACUCUCCAGGCUGUGCACAGACUCAAGGGAAGACUCAAGUCCUUUAUGGAUCAAGAGGGACAGAAAGGGUAGAAGCAGCAGUGGCUGGAAGCUGUACCCACCCUCUUUGGAUCUGAAAGGAAAAAAAAAACAACCAAAACAAACAACAACAAAAAACACCCUGUUUUUAGCAGCAUGGGUAUUGUCCACUGAGACAACUUGCUGGAGAGGUGGGGGUUCUUCAAGUCUUGGUGCAGAACCAGCAGCCUGGACACUUCCUGUAGGAAAAGGUUUAAGAAAUCAAGCUUUUGGGCUGAGUUCAGCAGCUGACACCAGCUGGCUGAAAUGUGCAGGAGGUGGGAUGAGAUGCCAGAGCAUUGCUCAGCCCUGGAGAGACCUUGGAGCCUCCUCCCUGAGGCCCCAGGAGGAGCAGGAGAGGACCCACAGCUCAGCAGUAAGUGCUGGUGUGUGCUGAAGGUCAGGAGAGACAGAAGAUGCUUUGGGUUGGGUCAGUUGUUCCAGCAGCUGGUGGAGAGCUUGCAGGAGCUUUGCCAAGUGGAGCUUGUCCAACAUGUGUGGACAGCUUGUUCUGAGCUAAAGCAGGUUGGACUUGGGGUUGUGGAGAUGGUUUUUCUUAACAGGCUCGUGCAGUCAGAAAAGGUUUUUCUUUGUUCUAAGUGGUGGAUGGCUGGGAAUUAUCACCCUCCCUUCCUCUGGGACAGCUGUGCAGUAUCUGACUGAAAUAUGUUCUUGCAAAUAGGCUAAACCAGGUUCCACCUAAAUCAGCUCUGAGUGCCCAGUACCAUCCCUGCAUCCCACGUAUUCCCCCUCCCUCCUCCAGUGGUGCCAAGUCCAUCCUGCCACCAGCAUCCUUAGAGUCACCCUGAAGGACACAGGAGCCCCCAGGGCAGCUGGACAAACCAGGCUCAGCCCCACAGUGUCCUGGGCUCUGCCCAGACCCCAGUGUUGGGGUUCCAAGGAGGAGGAGACAGUGAUUAGAGUUUCAGAUGCAACCCGGGAUGCACGUGCCCAGUUCCCCAGCCCCAUGUGAGCCCAGUUUGAAGCCUCCUUCUAAAAAGGCAGGUUCCUCCAAUGUUGAGGAAGUUGCCCCGAAUGCCUAGAUGGUUUGAGCUCAAUUUCUUAAGGAGAAAGGUUUGUGUCACCCCUCGCUGUGUUCCUUCCCUUUUCUUGAAGGACCUGAAUCUGAGGGCUGGUUUUGCUCCAGCUUGGCAGUGUCUCAACUCUUAGGUUACACCCAGUCUCAUGAAAAACAUGUCUGGGGAUGUAGCAGACCUCCUCAAGUCCCAUUCUUCCUGCCCAGAGCGUGAGCUGAACCUUUAAAAAGCAAAACCACAGCAGAAAACAGACUUUGUGGGGCUCCCAACCCUCUGCUGAGCCCACGCAGGAGUCAGGGAGCCCCGCAGAGCAGGAGCCUGGGUCAGAGCCCUGGCUGAUUUAUGGGUCCCCUGUGCAGGCAGCUCGAGGUGCUGAGCAGAGCAGGGAGACUGAGGGUGCUCAG
This is a messenger RNA of Apus apus (common swift), 4547 nucleotides long. RefSeq names its product BTB/POZ domain-containing protein KCTD12-like. Gene Ontology annotation, biological process: regulation of G protein-coupled receptor signaling pathway; protein homooligomerization. NCBI's taxonomy places the organism in Eukaryota, Metazoa, Chordata, Aves, Apodiformes, Apodidae. Gene Ontology annotation, molecular function: protein binding. The record is from RefSeq and is a predicted model, not a curated record. Bases 49 to 1230 code for a protein of 393 amino acids. The transcript has 3 exons.